Messenger RNA from Soboliphyme baturini, 1566 nucleotides. The record is from the annotation of a GenBank genome assembly. NCBI's taxonomy places the organism in Eukaryota, Metazoa, Nematoda, Enoplea, Dioctophymatida, Soboliphymatidae.
AUGUUCGAAGUUUCUUCUCCGUUUCGGCAGGAUAUCAUAGACGUAUUCAGGUCCACGCCAAGAAGUGCGUCUGUUUAUGAACCCGCGAGGAAAACAUGGAAAUUUUCCACUAGUCUCUACGAUGAUCUAGUGACGAAACUUGAGGCGCUCAAUCCUCCUCUGAAGGUCCAGCGAUUUCCCUCGUUCAUAAUGCAGAUCAUUCAAAACGUUAGUAAGUACCAGAAUGCCACAGAUGAACAGGCCGUAGUCGAACGUGAACUAAGUCACAAAAAUGGCCGCGUUUUGAUCGCUGAUGACAUGGGCCUUGGCAAAACCUUCGAGGCACUUGGUGCUGUGUCUUACUACAAGCAGGAAUGGCCGCUGUUGAUCAUCUGCCCCUCAUCGUUGAAGUAUACAUGGGAAAUCAGCAACAACCUGGUGUUCGUCAAACCUGAAGACAUUGUAGUCGUUAAUUCUGCCAGAAAACGACUGCCAUCACCAAGUCAGCACUUGGUAGUCAUCGUCAGCUAUGACAUCAUGUCGAUGAUCACCAGCGCAUUGUUAGGCUUAAAGUUUAACGUCGUCAUUGUGGACGAAUGCCACUUUUUAAAAAAUUUUAAAACAGGCAGGUUCAAGGCAGCCUCGAAACUACUGAAGGCAUCACGACGGGUUAUUUUGCUUAGUGGCACCCCCGCAUUGUCCAAGCCUUCGGAACUGUUCACUCAGAUCAGUUGUGUAGCUCCGCGUUUGUUCAGAAGCUUCCCAGAGUUUGGCGACAGGUAUUGCAACCCCAGAGAGAUAAAUAUUGGUGGGAAAAUAAUCAAAGACUACAGCGGUGCUUCGAACCUACCUGAGCUACAUCUGUUGCUUAAUGAGACCAUCAUGAUCAGACGAAGUAAAGAAGAAGUUAUGUCGCAGUUGCCGUCGAAAGUUCGCAAAGUUGUGAUCUUGGAUCUGAAUCUGGUGAAGGAUAAAGCGGAUUCUUUGGUCGAAGCAAAAACCAAUUAUCAAGGGGACAUGGAGCAGCGGGGACUUUUAUUAACGUUCUUUGCCGAGACCGCUGUCGCGAAGCUGCCAGCCGUCAACCAGUACAUUACUGAGAUGACGGAGCGCAACGGCAAGUUUCUGGUCUUCGCUCAUCACCGAGUGAUCAUGGACUCACUGUCAAGUUUACUCGCUGUAAAAUCCGUGGGUUUUAUCCGCAUCGAUGGUUCCACCACAUCAGAAAACCGCAAGAAGCUGUGCGACCAGUUCCAAACAAAUCCCGAAGUGAAGCUCGCGCUACUCAGCAUAACAGCCGCGUCAACGGGAAUCACACUGACCGCCGCAAACAUGGUCAUUUUUGCUGAGCUGUUCUGGAAUCCCGGUACAUUGCUGCAAGCUGAAGACCGGGCUCAUCGUGUUGGGCAGCAAAGCUCAGUUUCUGUGGUUUACUUAGUAGCUAAAGGCACAGCGGAUGAUUUUCUGUGGACAAUGGUCAAAAAGAAGCUGACCGUUUUAAACACCGGAGGCCUCAGCGGGGGCAACUUAGAAGUGGAUGAACAGUCGGAGUUGAGCGGCAGAGCAGAGGAAAAAUUAGAGGUAUGA